AUGAUGUCUCUACGACGCGCCGUGCGGACGGCUUCGUCGUCGUACCUGCGGACAACAAAAUUUGCACACCAGAAAAACAUAUCUAGGAUACAGCCAUUGUCGUCAACACCAUGGCCCACCGCGGACUUCCAAUGGCGUCGCUGGACUCAGUCUGCCGCAGCAGCCCGUGAGCAGCCCGAUUCCUCGAAUCCGGCCAUGUCGUUCCCUUGUCUAGAUGCCCAAGAAGCCAAAACAGUAUCGCUAUCCAGACGCUCCAUGAACACCGGCCCUGAACCGUCGUACACUACCGGACAUCACGAGAAGUUCCAUUGUGAGAACCCGCUGCUUCUCGACUGGGGCGGUGUGCUCCCUGAAUUCGACGUUGCGUAUGAGACCUGGGGAACUCUGAAUGCCGACAAGAGCAACGCAAUUCUCCUCCAUACAGGACUCUCCGCGUCGAGUCAUGCACACAGUACACCAUCAAACCCGAAGAAUGGCUGGUGGGAGAAGUUCAUCGGUCCUGGAGCUCCUCUCGAUACGAACAAAUAUUAUGUUAUCUGCACAAAUGUCAUCGGCGGUUGUUACGGAAGCACGGGGCCUUCGUCCAUUGACCCAUCUGACUCAAAGCGAUAUGCCACACGUUUUCCCAUCUUGACAAUAGAGGAUAUGGUACGAGCACAAUUCCGACUUCUCGACUCUCUGGGUAUUCAGAAACUACAUGCAUCUGUUGGCUCCAGUAUGGGCGGAAUGCUGAGUUUAGCAGCCGGUGUUCUCUUUCCAGAAAGAAUGGGAAGAUUGAUUAGUAUCAGUGGAUGUGCGCGCAGUCACCCAUACAGCAUCGCUAUGCGCCAUACUCAACGACAAGUUCUUAUGAUGGACCCCAAUUGGCAACGCGGCUUCUAUUACGACUCGAUUCCUCCUCAUCACGGUAUGAAACUUGCCCGCGAGAUCGCUACCGUCACAUACCGAAGUGGUCCUGAAUGGGAACAGCGAUUCGGCAGGAAGAGAGCCGACCCUAGCAAACAGCCUGCUCUUUGCCCAGACUUUUUAAUCGAAACUUAUCUAGACCAUGCCGGAGAGAAAUUCUGUCUUGAAUACGAUGCCAACAGUUUGUUGUACGUGUCCAAAGCCAUGGAUCUUUUUGAUUUGGGUCAUGCCCAUCAGGUCGCAACCCGAGAACGAAGGGAGCAAAACCAGAAGAAUAUGGCACUGGGCAAUAUUGAACGAAACGAUGCAUCUUGCAGCUUGACUCUGCCCGACAAACCAUAUGAAGAACAGCCCGCUGCUUUGUCGUCUUUGACGCCAAUGAAUGAGCCCGCAACCGUCGAAUCGACUGAUGGCCCCCCACAGGAUCUUGUGCGCGGCAUGUCCCCUCUGAAAGACCAUCCUGUUCUUGUCAUGGGUGUCGCAAGUGACAUUCUAUUCCCAGCAUGGCAACAGCGAGAAAUUGCAGACACAUUACGAGCUGCAGGAAAUCAGAAGGUCGAGCAUUUCGAACUAGGGGAGGACCUCUCUCUCUUCGGGCAUGACACAUUCCUGCUGGACCUUGAGAAUAUUGGAGGUCGCGUCGGCAAGUUUCUGGGAUAA
Molecule: messenger RNA, 1566 nt
Organism: Talaromyces amestolkiae
Lineage: Eukaryota; Fungi; Ascomycota; Eurotiomycetes; Eurotiales; Trichocomaceae
Exons: 1
Coding region: 1-1566 (521 amino acids)
Biological process (GO): L-homoserine metabolic process
Molecular function (GO): L-serine O-acetyltransferase activity; homoserine O-acetyltransferase activity
Source: RefSeq, a predicted model, not a curated record